Ostreococcus lucimarinus CCE9901 is the source of this 573-nucleotide messenger RNA. RefSeq lists its product with no specific name. Gene Ontology annotation, cellular component: cytosol; TRAPP complex; cis-Golgi network membrane. Lineage: Eukaryota; Viridiplantae; Chlorophyta; Mamiellophyceae; Mamiellales; Bathycoccaceae. The transcript has a single exon. Gene Ontology annotation, biological process: intra-Golgi vesicle-mediated transport; endoplasmic reticulum to Golgi vesicle-mediated transport. The record is from RefSeq and is a predicted model, not a curated record. The coding region runs from base 1 to 573 and encodes 190 amino acids.
AUGCCCGCCGCCGCGUCGAGGACCGCGCUCGGCGCGGCGUGCUGGACGGCGACGGAGAAGGUGAACGCGGAGCUGUUCGCGCUGACGCACGGGGCGUUCGUGCGACAGAUUUUGCGCGAUCACGAGGACGACGUGGAGUGCGCGAACGCGGCGCUCGAGCGCGUCGGACGCGCGAUGGGGGCGAGGAUGGUGGAGGAGUUUUUGUCGAGGACGAACGCGAGCGGAGGGGCGUGCGCGACGUUCGAGGAAGCGAUGGAGAUGACGACGCGGGUGGGAUUGAAGAUGUUUUUAAACGUCGACGCGAAGACGAGGGAUUGGAGCGAGGAGCGAGACGAGUGCGUGAUUGAGAUGGAGAGUAAUCCGUUGGCGGAGUUUGUGGAGUUGCCGGGGAAAUAUGGGGAUUUGAGUUACUGUAACGCGCUGUGCGGGGCGAUUCGCGGGGCGUUGGAGACGGUUCGCGUGCGGACGACGUGCGCGUUCGAGAGCGAUCCCUUGAGAGGGGAGGGCGAACGAUUCGCGAUUCGGGUGAAGCUAUUAGAGCUCGUGCCCGAGGAGUAUCCUUUCGACGAUUGA